AUGCCUCUUCCAAAGACGAUUGCCGAACCGUACGAGCAUGACGCCCUCGUGCUCCUUCCUGUUUCGGAUCCGCUUCCUGCAUCCCCUGCCGCGCAGGUGAGCGCCCUCGCAAGUGCACUGGAAGAACACCUUUCUGGUAACGACGCCCCUCCACUUGUCCCAAUUACGGGGAGUAUGCGCACGGCGCAGCGCAACGCACAGUCUAUGCAGAACGCGUCACGACUCGGUGCUGCACAGGCGCGCGUGCAGCUCAACGAGGCGGAUGUGGGCCUCCAGACUGCCGAGUAUGAACUUGCCCGCGUGCGGGAGGAGAUGGCAGUGUGUCGCGCCUACGAGCCGAUGUACGAGACGAUUCCGAUGCAGUCCGAGACCGAUUUCAUCGCGUCGGCCAGUCUGACCACAGCCUCUGAUGACGACCCCAUGGCGCGCAAGUACGGUAUUCUGCUCGCGCGCCUUGAGGCUGAGCUCGGAUUUGUUCAGGCACAGGAGAAGAGGAUCGCCGAGCUCACGGCGCAGCGCGACGAGCUCGUCCGCUCGCGCCGCGAGAUUGCGAAGAAGGCGGACGCAGUGGAUGUAUUGCUUGCGGAUUACAGCAAGGUGAGUCACACGAUGCUGAAGCGGCGUAGCUGA
This is a messenger RNA of Cutaneotrichosporon oleaginosum, 630 nucleotides long. RefSeq lists its product as uncharacterized. The record is from RefSeq and is a predicted model, not a curated record. Lineage: Eukaryota; Fungi; Basidiomycota; Tremellomycetes; Trichosporonales; Trichosporonaceae.